Messenger RNA from Sander lucioperca (pikeperch), 2285 nucleotides. It is a transcript of the gene gmeb2, whose product is annotated as glucocorticoid modulatory element binding protein 2. Gene Ontology annotation, cellular component: nucleus. The record is from RefSeq and is a predicted model, not a curated record. NCBI's taxonomy places the organism in Eukaryota, Metazoa, Chordata, Actinopteri, Perciformes, Percidae. Gene Ontology annotation, biological process: positive regulation of transcription by RNA polymerase II. The transcript is spliced from 11 exons. Gene Ontology annotation, molecular function: DNA-binding transcription activator activity, RNA polymerase II-specific; RNA polymerase II cis-regulatory region sequence-specific DNA binding. Bases 363 to 1943 code for a protein of 526 amino acids.
GGUUGCGACCCGCCAUUAAACGCAGAAAAGAAAGAAAGAAAAAUAAUUUAGUAACCAUCCAGUGUAGUGCAGAUUAAAUUAAAUGUAUUGCACGUGUAGUCCCCAAAACCUUUAGGAGGUGGGCGGCUGUAUUUUAUUUGAACUAUGAGCGAGACACCUGCCAGCUCAAUGGACCUAACGUUAACUAUUAACACUGUACUAUAUCCCUUUUAGCUAGCUCCGAGUAAAGCUAACGUUAGCUAGCAACCAUCCUGUGUGUGGGGCUAACGGUCACACUCACAUUUUCAACAAGCCGAGACAACAUUAACCAACUAACGACUGUUUUAAUAUAUAUUUAAAGCCUAAAGCUCUGUCUGUCCUCCAUGGCGUCAUCAGAGGUCAGCAUGCAGGAAAUGGGCGACAUUGUGAUCGUCACCAUCCCAGAAACAGCGGCAGAGGACCUCCCCUCUGUGGUGGAGGAGGAUAAAGCCGUGCUGGUGACGGCAGAGCUGACUCCUCAACCUGGGGAGGAAAUCCUCACAGUAGCACCGGUGGAAGAAGCAGAAGCUGAGGCCAGCGGAGCAGACUCGCUGUCGAGGGAAGAGGCCGUCAUUGUGAAGUUAUCUGAGGAGGUGGAUGUGGAAGCUGAUGUUUUCUACCCGAUCACCUGUGGAGACACCCGAGCCACGCUGGUCUGGAAGAAGUUUGUCUGCCCUGGGAUCAAUGUCAAAUGUGUCCAGUAUAAUGAGCAGCUCAUCAGCCCCAAGGAGUUUGUGUGUUUAGCAGGGAAAUCCACUCUGAAGGACUGGAAGAGAGCCAUCCGCCUCAACGGCACCAUGCUCAGGAAGAUCAUGGACUCGGGGGAGCUGGACUUCUACCAACAUACAAAGGUCUGCUCCAACACGUGCCGCAGCACUAAGAUAGACCUGGUGGGAACCAAAGUGUCCAUCAGCAGCGAUCAGUCUGCCGAGCUGGUUCCUGCCACCCCCUCGUCAUCUGAUUUGAACGGAGCAGCGGCCUCGUUUCCAGAGGUGGAGGAAACGUCCGAGUGGGUCACAGCCAUCGGAGAGGACUCUGUGGCGUUCUGGCGUGCGGUGAAGGAGGCUGGGCUGCUGGAUGAGGUGGUGGAGGACUUCCAGAAGGAGCUGCAGGAGGUGCUGAAGGGGUUGCAGGAGAGAGUGUGUGACCCACCCCUUCAGGUCAAAGAUGCUGUUUUGCUCAACAACAUAGUGCAGAACUUUGGGAUGUUGGACCUAGUGAAGAAGGUCCUGGCCAGCCAUAAGAGCCAGAUGGACCGUUACAGAGAGCAGUACACUCGCAGCCUCGCCGCUCUGGAGCAGCAGUGUGACGAGCACAGGAAGCGAGCCAAAGAGCUGAAGAGCAAAUCCCAGCACCUCAACAACGUCCUGAUGACCCUCACCCCGGUCCCUGCGCCCCCUACGCCUAAGCGCCCGCGGCUGACCCGCGCCAUCUCCGGCCCGGCCUCGGUCAACGCCGCCCCCGCCCAGAUCACUCUGCCUCUCAACCAGCUGUCCGGCCUGCCGCUGGGCAAGGUGCUGACGGUGGCUGGAGCCCCGCCCGGCACCAACCUGGGCGGGUACACCUUCCUGACCUCCUCGCUCUCUGGGUCCGAGCUGGCAUCCGACGGCUCCAACCUGACCGUGCUGUCCGCGGCGGCAGGUCAGGAGGGCGCAGUCGGCGGCUCCCCGGCCUCCGCCGCAGCCUUCGUUAAAGUAGUCGGCCCUCAGUUCCAGCUGGUGACGCUGCCGGCCGGGCUGCAGAGCUUGGCCAUGGCACAAUGCGGCGUCCAACAGCAGGUCGGCAGCGUCAGCGUGAUGGAUGCCACGGCGACCGCUGCAGACGAUUCUCAAGAGGAAGGCCAAGCGGUUGCUGACGGCGAUGAUGACAGUCAGACAGAGCAGGCUAAAGAGGGAGACGGGGAGCAGCCGGAGCAGCAGCAGUGAGGCAAACGACAGCUGUUCUCUCCCCCUGUCUCCCAGCUUCAUUAUUUUGGACUUUUGAUGAUGAUGUUGUCCAUAUUUUGACUUUUAGGGCGUUUUCACACCUGUAGUUGGUUUUGCUCUGGUUCGAAUCGGUUGAUGAGUUUGUAAACUUUGAGCGUUUUCCGUCGUCGGUUCAGUUUGGUUUCACACGGAGAAAAAUCCAAGCAGGUGAAAAUGUAUCGCUAGAAACCACGGGAGAGCGUUCCCUCCGCUUAUUGGUCAGAUGUGUCUGGGAGGUGGGAGCAAGAAAGUAAAUACAGGGAGAAGGUCCUGUGUUCUGGACUAGGGCUGCACGAUAUGAGG